GAAGAGAAGGCCACAGAAGAAGAGGCUACAGAGGAGAAGGCUGCGAAAGAGAAGGCCGCGGAGGAGAAGGUCUCAGAAGAAGUCCUGGAAGAAAAGGUCCCAGACAAAGAGUCCCUAGAUGAAGGGGUCCCAGAAGAGAAGGCUGUAGAGAAGGCUGCAGAGGAGAAGGCCCCAGACGAAGAGGCUCCAGAUUCAGAGGAAAAGAUCCCAGAAGGAAAAACUCCAGAUGCAGAACUGAAGCAGCCGCCUCGAGAAAGUGUGACCGAGCAGUCUUUUGAAAAGCCCACACCAACAGUAAAUGGUGAACGUCUAGCUACGACAACAGCCGCUGCACCUACUGUCACGGAGGAGCCUAAUGAUGAAGUUGAACAGCCAGUUACGGAUGUCGAUGAACCCAUAGAAGACGCGAAGCUCCGUCGCGAGAUGCUUGAGUACGGGUUCCGUGAAGUUGGUGCAGUUGUUGCGGAACUCGAGAUGGACGAAGAGGGAAGCGAAAUAUCUGUUGAAGAUGACUUUGAAUACGACGAAGAAGAAGAAGACGAGGAGGAGGAUGAAUAUGGCCGUACGACACGGCCAGUUCUCACGGAGGAAAUUCACCAACAAAUGCGUGAAUUAGAAAAGAAAUUGAAUGCUCGUGGGAUGUUGAAUAUAGGGAAAGAUACCAGUGUCCUGCCUGAAGAAGUGAGACGGGAAUUGGAAGAGCCACGUAAGGUGAAGGUCGAGAAGGCGGAGGAAGAGAAGAAGGCAGAGGAAGAGAGCACAAGCAAGCCGGAGGAGAAGAAAAAGAAGAAAGUGUCAUUUGCUCCUGAACUCGAUAUCGCUCCGGAUCCUAAACCUCCUGCCCCCGAGAAAACGGAACGGACCACACGAAGAGAACAGCCGGCGGCAGCGCCUAUUGCAGAGUCGAUUGUCGAACGCACGUCAGUCAAGGGAGACAAUCCUGCAGAAGAGACUCCAGCGACCUCGAAGAAAGUAUCUCGAUUCAAGAUGGCGCGGAGUACAGGCGCUCAACCAGCGGAGGCUAGUUCUCUUAGGUCCACGAUGCAGCAAGCAGCUAAAAAGCAACCCUCAGCGCCGCCGUCACCGUCGUCACUCCCGCUGUUUCCCGCAAAGCCCAAAGAGCCAAAGCCGUUCUCGCAACCCAUUGUCGAUCGCGAUAUUGAGUAUGCUACUCGGCCAUCCGCGCCACGACCUCCUGAGGGGAAGACGGUCGCCGACAAGCUUGUCGAGCGGGAAGUGCCCGACCCAAGCAACGUCAGAGCACCGGAGCCCGACGAGCUCGACGAGGAGAUACAUCGCAAGGAGAUCGCAUCCGAAUUCUACAGGAUGAGAAAUCGGAUGAUCCAGCGCAAGGGGGGAUUCGUCAAUGACGAACAGGCGGUCGUGCCGCUGGACGAGGACCAGCCGCAGAAGCGUGUCAGCAAAUUCAAGGCGGCAAGGAUGAGAAGCUAA
Rasamsonia emersonii CBS 393.64 is the source of this 1452-nucleotide messenger RNA. RefSeq lists its product as uncharacterized. The transcript has a single exon. Lineage: Eukaryota; Fungi; Ascomycota; Eurotiomycetes; Eurotiales; Trichocomaceae. The record is from RefSeq and is a predicted model, not a curated record. The annotation marks the transcript as partial.